AGGCUGGGCGAGGAUUUCUACCGAGAGGCAAUCGAGCAUUGUCGCAGCUACAACGCACGCCUGUGUGCGGAACGCAGCAUGCGACUGCCCUUCCUCGACUCACAGACCGGUGUCGCCCAGAACAACUGCUACAUCUGGAUGGACAAGACCCACCGCGGACCAGGCUUGGGUCCGGGGCAGUUGUACACCUACCCUGCCCGUUGCUGGCGUAAGAAGAGACGUCUCAACAUCCUGGAAGACCCACGACUCAGACCUUGUGAAAUCAAACUCGAUACGGAGGUGACACUGAAGAAGGAGGGCCUGCUUCCAGAGGGACCUGCGCUGGAGGCCCUGCUCUGCAGUGAGACGGGGGCAGAGAAGAAAGCGGAUACGAAAGAUGAGGAGAGCAUCAGUGAAUGUCAGAGGAUUUUGGCGAGCGAUUUUCCCCACGAUAUCGAGGUGGAUGAUCUGGAAGAAGAUGCACCGAAGCGGAAAAGCAAAACUAAAGGGCGGACCUGUGGCAUCGGGGGGAUGAGAAAGAGACAGGAGCCAACAUCACUGGAGGACAGGGACAAGCCGUACGUUUGUGACAUCUGUGGGAAACGCUACAAGAACCGUCCGGGACUGAGCUACCACUACACUCACACUCACCUGGCAGAAGAGGAGGGAGAGGACGAGCUGGAGCGACACACUCUGCCCUUCCACCGCAAGAACAACCAUAAACCCCGCAGAGGCCCAGACGGCAGCACCAUCCCCAGCAGUUACUGUGAUUUCUGCCUGGGUGGGACCUCUGGGAACAAGAAGACAGGGUUUCCCGAAGAUCUAAUUUCCUGUGCGGAUUGUGGUCGCUCUGGUCAUCCCUCCUGCCUGCAGUUCACGGUGAACAUGACAGCGGCUGUGAGGACCUAUCGCUGGCAAUGUAUCGAAUGCAAGUCCUGCAGCCUCUGCGGCACCUCCGAGAACGACGACCAGUUACUGUUCUGCGAUGAUUGUGAUCGAGGGUAUCACAUGUACUGCCUGAGCCCCCCAAUGUCCGAACCCCCAGAAGGCAGCUGGAGUUGCCACUUGUGCUUGCAGCAGCUGAAGGAGAAGGCGUCUGCCUACAUAACUCUAACCUAGUGAGUUGUCACCGUUGUUGGCAUCUGCUGCCAAUGACCCGGGGAAGCCACGGACCGGCCACCGCAAGCCCCCUCUCUCAGCGGCGCCCGUUCCACAGGGAAGGCACAAACUGUUGUAAGAUAGCCGCCUGCGAUUGCCCCCCCCCCACCUCCCCCCCCGCCACCCCUCUCCCCGAGGGGUCAGAACGCAGUGACUGGGGGGGGCGCGCACAUUCCAUCUCCGUGCCGUGAUUUAACCCGCGCUCGAUACGGACGUUGGCGUUUCGCCGCGAUUUGUUUGUUGCUCUGUGGAGCCCGAUCCCUCCCCUCCGCCCCGCAACCUUCUCCAGAGACAAUGGGGAGAUUGCCAACGAAACGGGAAGGGAAGAUCGAAGCGCCGGGGUCGGAGAAGCUCCGGAUUUGGGUUUUGAGCCCGGGGGGUCUGGGCACGGACUGGGCGAGGCGAGGAAACAACAUCUUCCCUCUGGAUUCUGAGGUGCCCACAACUGCCCGGUCAAUGUUUGCUGCAUGUCGACUAUUGGCAAACCAGUUUUUUUGGAAUUGGGAAAAAAUUGGAAUUGAAGACAGGAAUCCGACCCCCAGAAAUAUCUUCAACGUGAAGUGGGGGGGGUUGCUUGUAUAAAUGCAUGGCGUGAUGUAGAUGUUCUCCCCCCCCCCCCCCACAACCCUUGAGUGGCCACAGGGAGAGAGCGAUGAGUCCGUGGAGGUGUGCAGGUUCACCCUAGUUGCAACUGGAGCCUUGCACCUGGAUUUAUGCAGGUGGUUCCUGAGGGGCAUGGAUGUGGACCCAAGUGGAGUCCAUGCCCGAACAUCUGAUAGACCUUUGCAACAUCUCCCCCCCCACCUCCUCCCGUCUGCUUUUGAACCCCCCACAUCCACGUCGGGACUCUCCUGCCAAGACGACUGGAAGCGCUGAGAGAACUUUGCGAGAAGCUGGUGACCGAUUCCCCUCUCCAGCCGGGCUAGAACGAGGAUUGAGGACUCCAUCUCCAUCCCUUCUGGACUCAACACCUGACGAAGAAACACUAAGAUACAUGUGCGAACUUUCUUAAGCUGAUGUGUGGAUAUAUUGACUGGGUGCGAUUAGCCCUUUGGUUAAGACUGGAUAAUGGCACAUUGGAUUUUCAUAAGUGACAGGAGCAGAAUUAGGCCAUUCGGCCCAUCGUCCAUUCAAUCACAGCUGCUCUAUCUCUUCCUCCUGACCCCAUUCUCCUGCCUUCUCCCCAUAACCUCUGACACCCGAGGUAUGCAAAGAAUUGCCACAUAAAGGGCAACGACAAUGUUACAACGUAUCUGCGGCAGGUCCUCCCUUGUUCUUCCUCUCCGCACGGUGGUCCCCACACGCAGAUGGGAUGGGAUGGGAUCAGAUGGGACGAGAUGGAGUGAGAUGAGAUGGGAUAGGAUCGGAAGAUGGGAUGAGAUGGAAUGGGAUGGGGACGAGAUUCCUGGUGGGUCUCCACAGCGACAGUGCAGACACAAACACUGACCUUGGCUCUGCCCACGGUGGCAGGGAUUGGCGCUGACACGCGCUGGUGACUGCGCGCGUUCCCCAACGUGUGCUAGAGCCUGUGGGCCGGUGAGCUAGCGGGCGCUGCUCGUCACCCAUCGGUUUGUCCCCUCAGCCCAUCUCCUCCCCACCCCCGCGCUUCCUGUCACCCCCCCCCCUCCCCCCCCCCCAGCUGUGUAUUUGCACAUCUGCCAAGAGCCGAGAGCUGCGUCAAUCCAGGUGUCACUGCAGAAAAUGCAGAAAAGGUCGCAAAGUCCUCAACGAUGUCGCCAGUGUUGGGCCCAGUGUGUGCUUGUGCUGUUGCCUGCGAAGUGUGUAAAAUGUGGUAAGUGUCUUAAACCGGACUAGCUGCUGUUAAAUGUCACCACCUCCUUCUGAAACUACGAAAUGUUCUGUGUGGGAAGGAACUGCAGAUGCUGGUUUAAACCGAAGAUAGACACAAAGUGCUGGAGUAACGCAGCGGGACAGGCAGCAUCUCUGGAGAGAAGCAAUGGGUGACAUUUCGGGUCGAGACCCUUCUUCAGAUAUGUUUUGUGGACGUGUCUCGUCCUCUGAGUCUGACCUGGUAGAAGGGUCUCGACCCAGAACGUCCCCUAUCCAUGCCCUCCAAAGAUGCUGCCUGUCCUGCUGAGUUACUCCAGCAUUUUGCGUCUAUCUUCGAUGUAAACCAGCAUCUGCAGUUCCUUCCUACACAGCCCAACUGUGACCUGACUCCAGGUCAGUGUAACCUGGUGAACUCUCACCUCCCUGGGUCAGCCCUAAGUCUCCUGCCUCUGGUACCAUCUCCAUGCCCAGAGUCAAUGGUCAAGAAUCCUCCACUGUCCUAGAUGCCAACAAUGGGACUAUAACAUUCUUACUGGCUGCAGUUGAACGCACUUAUUCACGCAAUAACACACAGAUAAUGUAGAAUAGUCUGCUCCCUCACCGACUACCCCCCCAUAGUGUGGCACUCCCUCUGUACAGCCCCUCUCUCCGCACUGCCAUUCCCAAAAGUCUAGACACCUGGGUAGUCUAGACACUUGGGUAGUCUAGACACUUGGGUAGUUUAGACACUUGGGGAGUCUAGACACUUGGGUAGUCUAGACACUUGGGUAGUUUAGACACUUGGGUAGUCUAGACACCUAGGCAGUCUAGACACUUGGGUAGUCUAGACACUUGAGGAGUCUAGACACUUGGGGGGUCUAGACACUUGAGGAGUCUAGACACCUGGGCAGUCUAGACACUUGGGAAGUUUAGACUCCUGGGCAGUCUAGACACCUGGGCUUUCUAGGCACUUGGGCAGUCUAGAUAUUGAACAGUCUGGACACUUGGGAAGUUUAGACACCUGGGCAGUCUAGACACUUGGGAGGUCUAGACACUUGGGCAGUCUGGACACUUGGGAAGUUUAGACACCUGGGCAGUCUAGACACUUGGGGACUCUAGACACUUGGACAGUCUAGAUAUUGAACAGUCUAGACACUUGGGCAGUCUAGACACUUGGGAAGUCUGGAUACUUGGGCAGUCUAGACACUGGGGUAGUCUAGACACUUGGGCAGUCUAGACACUUGGACAGUCUAGAUAUUGAACAGUCUAGACACUUGGGGAGUCUAGACACUUGGACAGUCUAGAUAUUGAACAGUCUAGACACUUGGGCAGUCUAGACACUUGGGAAGUCUGGAUACUUGGGCAGUCUAGACACUUGGGUAGUCUAGAUACUUGAAUUCCAGCCUCUCAUUUGGGACUUGGACAGUCUAGAUAUUGAACAGUCUAGACACUUGGGGAGUCUAGACACUUGGGCAGUCUAGACACUUGAAUUCCAGCCUCUCAUUUGGGACUUGGACAGGUGGAACAUUGGGACUGACUCGGGUAAAUGUGAGAGGCCUUGGGUGGGCUUUGAAGGGUUAAAUGACGGAGUUAGUCAACCUCACGAACCAUGGAAGGAGACCCCGGCAAUUUAACAGCGGUUUUUAAGACAAAAUAAAAGAUGAAUAAAAUAAUUGCUGUGUAAAAAA
Molecule: messenger RNA, 4595 nt
Organism: Amblyraja radiata (thorny skate)
Lineage: Eukaryota; Metazoa; Chordata; Chondrichthyes; Rajiformes; Rajidae
Gene: dpf1
Product: double PHD fingers 1
Exons: 12
Coding region: 79-1098 (339 amino acids)
Biological process (GO): nervous system development
Cellular component (GO): nBAF complex
Source: RefSeq, a predicted model, not a curated record